UUUUGAUUUCAAAACAAACAUCUGGCAUUAAUACAACAUUUCACACGCAAUCUUACUUUUUACCGUUAGAAUCUCAGUUGCUUUAAACUGUUCGGAUCUAUAAGGCUUCUAAAAUGAUUAAAUGCUAUUUCGUCUUAGCUUUUUUAUGGAGGGUAGUGCACGGAACCGCUUCCCAGUGUUCUCUGACUGAAGUAAAGAGUCUUAUGGAAGGCUGUGAUCGUCUUACAGGGUUAAACAUCACCAGUGUUGGAGGAACCAUCGUCAAUGACCAUAACUGCGAUGUUCUUCUUCCAAAACAAGUAUUCAUGGAAGAGCCGUUAUUCCAGUAUCCUUUGGCAGAUUCAAAAAAAUUCUACACUUUAAUUAUGGUUGACCCGGAUGCACCGCCGCAGUUGGACGGUGAAUUUUAUUUGCACAUGGUGAAAUCUAAUAUACCAGGAUUAGCGUUAAAAGCUAAGGAAAGUAGUAAAACCGUUGGCAUAGAUUAUAGGGGGUACAAACCACCAGCGCCACCUCGCGGCACGGGGCCACAUCGCUACGUUAUCCUACUCUACGAACAGGCCGAUGGAAACAACUUCUUGCCCACUGUGCCUUCCACGCGACACCGAUUCACUCUCGCUAAAUGGCUCGUCGGUAAAAACCUCUGUGGACCCGUUGCGGGAAUUGAAUUCAAGACUGAAUUCUAGAUGGCGUUAGUAGUUUCGAUGGCGACUGUAAAAUUCUUGUUUUGAUUCAAGCAGUCUAGAAUUAUUGUAAGAUAAUCAUGGCAAGUUUUAUUUUGAUUCGAUCGUUUUUAUUUGUAUUAAUAGUUAAAGUCAAGAAAUGUUCACACAGUCUUGUGAUACGAUGUUUUUAGUUAAGAUUAAGUUAAUUUGUUUCUGUUCUAAGAUACAUUACCAAAAAUAAAAUAAAUAAGAACUUAAGUACAUUGAUCUUUAUAAAUUGUUUAGGUAGGAAGUAGGUAUAGAGGUAGGUAUGUAGGAAGGUACUUUAGUUAUUUAAAUAAUUACCUUCUAGAUAUAUUGCAUUAUUUCAUAUCAUAUUUAAAUAUGAGAAGAUAUAAGAUGGUUCCCUGUAGCGUAACUAGCUUAUGCUAUAAAUUGUAGUUGAUACAUUAAAUUGUAGCCUUAAGAUCGCCUAAUAAGAAUUAAAUAAACCAAC
This is a messenger RNA of Helicoverpa armigera (cotton bollworm), 1161 nucleotides long. Its product is annotated as protein D2. The coding region runs from base 114 to 686 and encodes 190 amino acids. The transcript is spliced from 4 exons. Lineage: Eukaryota; Metazoa; Arthropoda; Insecta; Lepidoptera; Noctuidae. The record is from RefSeq and is a predicted model, not a curated record.